This is a messenger RNA of Dermochelys coriacea (leatherback sea turtle), 2323 nucleotides long. RefSeq names its product phosphatidylcholine transfer protein (gene PCTP). Gene Ontology annotation, molecular function: phosphatidylcholine binding; phosphatidylcholine intramembrane carrier activity. The coding region runs from base 154 to 798 and encodes 214 amino acids. NCBI's taxonomy places the organism in Eukaryota, Metazoa, Chordata, Testudines, Dermochelyidae. The record is from RefSeq and is a predicted model, not a curated record. The transcript is spliced from 6 exons.
CGGGGAGCGGAUCCCGCCCCGCGCCGCCGCAGGCCGGGGCUCGGCACUUCCCCCUCCCGGAACCAGCCGAGCGCCGGGUGCCCGCGAUUGGCCGCUUGUGGCCCGGCCGGGGAUAUCCCAUGGCGCGCCGGGCCCGGCCUGCAGAGCCGGGGGAUGGAGGCGCAGCCGGGCUUCUCCGAGGAGCGGUUCCAGGCCGCCUGCCGGGAGCUGAGCCAGCCGGCCCCGGCCCCAGGGGGAGCCUGGCAGCUCCUGGUGGAGACUAUGGGCAUCGGUAUCUACCGGCUCUACCACGAGCAAUCAGGACUUUAUGAGUAUAAAAUCUUUGGUGGCCUUGCCGAUUGUCCCCCAGAGUUGCUUGCAGAUGUCUAUAUGGAUUUAGACUACAGAAAACAAUGGGAUCAAUAUGUUAAAGAGUUAUGUGAGAAGAUUUAUGAUGAGAAGAGAAUAAUCUACUGGGAAGUGAAGUACCCUUUCCCUUUGUCAAAUAGAGAUUAUGUGUAUAUUCGUGAACGUCGUGAUAUGGAGGUUGAUGGGCGGAAGAUCUGGGUUAUGCUGGCUAAAAGCACGUCUCUUCCUCAGUGUCCAGAAAAACCUGGGAUUAUCAGAGUAAAUAGUUAUGUGCAAAGUCUGGUGCUUGAGAGUGAUGGCAAGACUGGAUCCAAAGUUUACAUGUAUUACUUUGAUAAUCCUGGUGGCAUGAUUCCGUCAUGGCUCAUUAACUGGGCAGCCAAGAGUGGAGUAUCUGCUUUCCUCAAAGAUCUGCAGAAGGCUUGCUUUAAUUAUUGCAAGAAAACCUGAAUUGCUGCUUCGAGUCUCUCUCUGAAUUGUUUGUUGAUUUGAUUUCCAAAAUUGGAUGCUUCCAAGGACGACUGUUGUGAAACAUUGUUGGAUGAAAUCUACCUCCUGAGAUCUUCUACUCAUUAUAGUUAGGUUCCAUUGGCAUAUGCCUUCAAAGUGGUCAAGCCUUUAUUUUUUCAUUUGCCAUCUCUUGUGCACUUUAGCUUCAACUGCUGAUGCAAUUACUACCUGCUUUUCAAAUAGUUUCCUUCCUUUUUAUCCCAUUCGUUCGCCCCCACCCCCAAUUCUGUAUGCUUUGGAACUUUGGCUUAUGUUAAAUCCUCAACAGAGAGUAGAGCCCGUUACUGCGUGUUGGAGAAGAAUACUGUAAAAUGGCAGCUUUUUAAAGUAAAUUUUGAUUCUUGUGAUGAAUCAGGUCUCUGUAUACAUUAGAUAACCAGUUCUGGCAGGUGUUGCCUUGCUAAUAAAGUCCUUCUGCCAAAACUGGCUGCCCCUUGAAGGCGCUCUUAAGUCUAAUGCACUGGAUACUUUCCAUGAUCCUAAGUAUGUUUCUUUAUCCCGUCUUUUCCUAAAUUUUAUCCUGUAUUUAUUGGGAGCUGAGAUUCAUUGAUCAGAAAUGCACAUCCUGCUUGCUGGCCAUCCAGGGGGAGGAUAUUUGCUAUAUGUGUUGAUAGAUAACCUGCAGCCCACACUGCGACUCAUGCUAUUACAGGGUAUAAUUAAGAGUUUUGCUAUGAUCAUGUCUUCCAUUUGCAUUUAAACAGGCAUUUGACUAAGUCCCAAUACUGGAAUUUUUGUAUCUAUCAAAUCUAAUAGUUUGUACCUACCAUGCUUUUGCCACAUCCAGUUAGUUGAGGGGAGGAUGGAAGAGAUCUACAUAUAAUAAGUAAAAUUGUGAUUUGAAAUAAGACUGAAUGAGUCAGUUCCUUGUUCUGCUCUAAUGAAAACCAAUUAGUGUACAAAGUCUAUCAAGCCCUUACCUGGAAGAGUUCUGUGAAAAACACAGCUCAGAUAUCAACUAUAACUUGAAAUCCUUUUAGGACUGUCCCAGUAUCAGACAUUAUCAGAGGAUCUCCUAACUGUCAUGCUAGGGACUAAUUUUAAGGUUCUGCUUCUUCAUUCUUGAUCUGACAUGGGGAUCAAUGGCUGUCUUAAGGAUAGCUCCUGUUACCAAGUUUGAUACAAGGAGAGAAGACCAAGAACCAAACUUUCCAGCUGAUACUAUAACUUAAGAAAUCCCAGUAAAAGAGGGGAAAAAAAUCACAUGUAAAACCUCCAUGUGAGUGUGUCUGUGUGGGGAGAAUAUUGAGGGAAAACACUUUCACAAAGGUGAUGAUAUCAUAGACAUAGCCCAUGCUGUUAAUCUAGCCAGAUGCACAGCCUUCAGUGGAAUGGCAAAUCUUCUCCGUAACUAACGACCUAUACGCAUUUCUGUAUAUAAAAGUAAUAAUGUAAGUUAUUUGCCUUUAUACCUUAUGUGCUCUGAAUGGUAGCUGAUUGAACUAAAAACAAAACCUUGAAAUUA